AUGAGUUCCAUGGAAAUCGAUUUCAAGCAAUAUCAGCUCCGAUGUCAAUUACGAGGCCACGAAGACGACGUUCGUGGAAUAUGUGUUUGUGGAAAUGAAGGUAUAGCCACUUCUUCAAGGGACAGAACGGUUAGGUUCUGGUCGCUUGAUUCGUCAGAUAAGCGUAAGUAUGUUUCGUCUAAGAUUCUUUUAGGGCAUUCGAGUUUCGUCGGUCCAUUGGCUUGGAUUUCACCGGAUGAGGAGUUUCCGGAAGGUGGGAUUGUGUCAGGUGGAAUGGAUACUAUGGUUUUUAUUUGGGACUUGAGGACUGGGGAGAAAGUGCAGUCACUGAAGGGUCACCAAUUGCAAGUUACCGGUGUGGUAUUGAACGAUGGCGAUAUUGUUUCCUCAUCCGCUGAUUGCACUUUAAAACGAUGGAGAAAGGGUCAACCUGUUGAAUCCUGGGAGGCACAUAAGUUAGCCAUCCAAGCUGUAAUAAAGCUUCCUUCAGGGGAGCUAGUUUCAGGUUCGACCGACACAACCUUGAAACUUUGGAGAGGCAAGACUUGUUUGCACACUUUUACUGGGCAUACUGAUACUGUUCGGGGUUUGGCAGUCAUGCAUGGAUUGGGGAUUCUUUCUGCAUCACAUGAUGGUUCCAUUAUGUUAUGGGCACAAAGUGGUGAAGUAUUAAUGGUGAUGGUUGGUCAUACUUCCAUUGUCUAUUCAGUGGAUUCUCAUGUUUCUGGAUUAAUUGUCAGUGGUAGUGAAGACCGUUUUGCAAAGAUAUGGAAAGAUGGAGUUUGUAUGCAAAGCUUAGAGCACCCUGGUUGUGUUUGGGAUGCUAAAUUUUUGGAAAAUGGAGAUAUUGCAACUGCAUGUUCGGAUGGAGUUAUAAGAAUUUGGACAGUAGAUCAGGGUAAUGUUGCAGAUCCAGUGGAAAUUGAGGCAUAUUUUUCGGAACUUUCCGAAUACAAAUUGAGUAGGAAGAAUGUGGGUGGUCUGAAACUGGUAGAUUUACCUGGGCUUGAAGCUUUGCAGAUUCCAGGAACUAGUGAUGGAAAGACGAAAAUUGUUAGAGAAGGCGAUAAUGGUGUAGCUUAUUCAUGGAAUAUGAGGGAACAGAAAUGGGAUAAAAUUGGUGAAGUAGUUGAUGGUCCUGAUGACAGCAUGAACCGCUCUGUUCUUGAUGGAGUUCAAUAUGAUUAUGUAUUCGAUGUUGAUAUCGGUGAUGGGGAGCCUAUCCGUAAGUUACCUUACAAUCGAUCAGAUAAUCCUUAUGACACUGCUGAUAAGUGGCUUCUGAAGGAGAACCUUCCUCUUUCCUACCGCCAACAAAUUGUUGAGUUUAUACUUCAAAAUACCGGGCAAAAGGAUUUCAAUAUUGAUCCAACAUUCCAAGAUCCGUAUACUGGCGCGAAUGCUUAUGUACCUGGACAGCCAUCGUAUUCUUCUGGUAUGUCGGCUAAACCUACCUUUAAGCAUAUCCCCAAGAGGGGAAUGCUGGUUUUUGAUGCGGCUCAAUUUGAUGGCAUCCUCAAAAAGAUUUCAGAGUUCAACAGUACACUACUGGCUGACUUGGACAAAAAGGACUCGUCUCUGACAGAGCCAGAGAUAUCUAGACUGUGUGCUAUUGUUAAAAUUCUGGAGGACACAUCACAUUACCAUUCUAGCACAUUUUCUGAUGUUGACAUGGCCUUGUUGCUGAAAUUGCUGAAAUCAUGGCCACUUCCAAUGAUAUUUCCUGUUAUUGACAUUCUAAGGAUGAUUGUCCUGCACCCUGAUGGGGCGGCUGUACUUCUGAGGCAUGUUGAAGUCAAUGAUGUGAUAAUGGAAAUGAUUACGAAAGUCACAACUGAACCCGCAGUUCCAGCAAAUCUUUUAACCAGUAUCCGUGCUGUAACUAAUUUUUUCAAGAACCCGAGCUACUAUGGAUGGCUGCAAAAGCAUCGCAGUGAUAUUCUUGAUGCAUUUUCAAGUUGUCUUGCAUCUCCAAACAAGAAUUUACAGUUGGCUUAUUCUACACUGAUACUAAAUUAUGCAGUGCUGCUAAUUGAAAAGAGGGAUGAAGAAGGCCAAUCCCAUGUUCUUUCAGCGGCUUUAGAGAUUGCUGAACAGGAAAACCUAGAAGUAGGCAAAUUCCGAGCUUUAGUUGCCAUUGGAUCACUGAUGCACGAGGGUCUGGUGAAAAAGCUAGCAAUGGACUUUGAUGUUGUGAACAUUGCCCGAGCAGCAAAGGCUUCUAAGGAUGUCAAGAUUGCAGAGGUCGGAGCUGACAUCGAACUGUCAACAAAACAGAGUUGAAUCGUGUGGUUCCUCGAUAAGCCAAGGGUGGAGAAUUUGGACAGAUCUUCUGUGUAGUGAUCGGAUUGGAGAUUGUGGACGAAAAGCGGGUCGAGUAAUUAAUUUUAGCUGAUCAUAUACAGGGGGCUCCAUCUCAUGAA
Molecule: messenger RNA, 2423 nt
Organism: Hibiscus syriacus
Lineage: Eukaryota; Viridiplantae; Streptophyta; Magnoliopsida; Malvales; Malvaceae
Product: phospholipase A-2-activating protein-like
Biological process (GO): ubiquitin recycling; proteasome-mediated ubiquitin-dependent protein catabolic process
Cellular component (GO): cytoplasm; nucleus
Molecular function (GO): ubiquitin binding
Source: RefSeq, a predicted model, not a curated record